AUGGUGCUGGGCCUCGGCGGCAUCGUCUACGCCGGGCUGCUGCUCGUAAACGCGAUUGCAAUCUUGAACGAGGAGCGCUUCUUGGCUCGAGUCGGUUGGUCAGCCAACCAAGUGCAAGGCUUCGACCAGGGCUAUGGGCACCCGCAAGAUGCGAGCAUCAAGGCGCGGCUAAUCAGUCUCAUCAGUGCAGUUCGGAUGCUAUUAAGGAUACCGCUGAUCGUCGUCAAUACUGUCGUCAUCAUAUACGAGCUGAUACUGGGAUGA
Messenger RNA from Tilletiaria anomala UBC 951, 264 nucleotides. RefSeq names its product Yos1-like protein. Gene Ontology annotation, cellular component: COPII-coated ER to Golgi transport vesicle; endoplasmic reticulum membrane; Golgi membrane. Lineage: Eukaryota; Fungi; Basidiomycota; Exobasidiomycetes; Georgefischeriales; Tilletiariaceae. The transcript is spliced from 3 exons. Gene Ontology annotation, biological process: endoplasmic reticulum to Golgi vesicle-mediated transport. The record is from RefSeq and is a predicted model, not a curated record. Bases 1 to 264 code for a protein of 87 amino acids.